This is a messenger RNA of Metarhizium robertsii ARSEF 23, 978 nucleotides long. Its product is annotated as aldehyde reductase II. The record is from RefSeq and is a predicted model, not a curated record. Lineage: Eukaryota; Fungi; Ascomycota; Sordariomycetes; Hypocreales; Clavicipitaceae. The coding region runs from base 1 to 978 and encodes 325 amino acids. Gene Ontology annotation, molecular function: oxidoreductase activity, acting on the CH-OH group of donors, NAD or NADP as acceptor. The transcript has 3 exons.
AUGUCUCAAACAACAGCAAUUCCAAAGGGCUCCCUGAUUCUUGUGACGGGAGCCAAUGGCUACAUCGCUUCCAAUAUUGUCGAUCUCUUAUUAGAGCUAGGCUACCGAGUCCGCGGGACCGUUCGCGAGCACAAGCCGUGGCUGACUGAACUCUUUGAGAAAAGACAUGCCAAGGGCCUAUUCGAGACGGUUGUCACAGCCAACAUGGAGGAGCCAGGAGCAUUCGACGAGGCCAUGCAAGACGUGGCCGGGGUCAUCCACGUCGCUUCCAUUGUCUCUAUGAAUCCGGACCCUAGCGCUGUUAUUCCCAAUGUGGUGAGAGGGACGGAAAACAUACUCACAAGUGCGUCGAAGCACCCAGCGAUAAAAAGAUUCGUCUUGACUUCGUCUUCAACCGCGGCCCUCAUCCCGAAACCCAACGAGAAAUGUACCGUGACAGAGGGUAUGUAUUUCGCUGUUGCCAUUGCGUCACAAGAGCCCGUUGAUCCCAACUUACAGUUAGAUACGUGGAACGAUGAUGCGGUCAAGGCUGCGUGGAGCGAGAGCACGCCGGCCGCGCAAAAGCCCUACGUGGUCUACGCAGCGUCAAAGACGGAGGGUGAGCGAGCUGCAUGGAACUGGAUGAGAGAAAAUAAGCCGCAUUUCGUCAUGAACACGGUUUUACCCAACGUCAACGAUACGGCCCGUCUUCACGUCAUUGGGCUUCUCGAUCCAGCGGUGAGAGACGAGCGCUUAUUUGCGUUUGCGGGCCCUCAUAACUGGACAGACGUUAUUCAAGUAUUCCGUAGACUUUGUCCACAGAGCAAACUCCCCCCGGCCCCAGAGAAUGAGGGCCGCGAUUUGAGUGAUGUGAAGCCCGCCAAGAGGGCUGAGCAACUACUCAGGGAUUUUUUUGGGUUGCCAGGCUGGACAAGUCUGCAAGAUAGUCUCGCCGACGGUAUUGACGGCUUUGAUGAGUCGGAUGCUCCGGGUCCGUGA